UAUACACACACACAUAUAUAUAUAUAUAGAGAGAGAGAGAGACAUUUUUAUUCAUAUUUCAUUGGUACAAUCUUGUUUCAAUGAGUCCUACACAACUCCAUGACCAAUAUGUACACAAAGAAUCACCCCAUAAUGGCACGAUUCCUCCACCUUUGAAGAUCAAUAAAGACUCACAUUUCAUCAAGAAAUUGCCUUCGUCGUCGUCCUCCUCCUCCUCAACCGUCAUCAACGGCGUUGGGUUGAAGCCACCUCAGCCGCGUUAUCCCGUCAUUAUUUACACGCACUCUCCGAAGGUUAUUCACACGCACCCUCGAGAUUUCAUGGCAUUGGUGCAAAAGCUCACUGGAUACUCACCCUCUAAGGACGAAACUACGAACCUUAAACCUAAACACGACGACAAGAAAAGUGUAAUCAAUGAUGAUAAUGAGUCUACCUCGGUUGUCACAGAUGAGAAUAUCAAUGGCAGCAACAGUACUUUUGAAGAUUCCCAGGUUAAUUCUCAGUUCGUUCCUCCGAAUCCGGGAUUCACUAGUUUACCUUGUUUCCAUCCGAAUUCGACAAAUAUAUUGACAUCAGCUCCAUCAUUUUAUAAUAACAAAGAGUCACUGAUGUUCGUGCCUAAAAUGGGAAGCUCCUUUUCAACUUGUACACUGGGUGCUAACAAGGAUUAGCCAGAAUUUUGAAGUUUUUAUGAUAUAUUUGGAUUAUAAUUUAUAAUAUGGAAUUUGAAUUCUGUUCAUGAAUCUCUUAUAUGAUUCUGUCAGUGAUGAGAGUUUUGGAGAAACUUUCCAUAUAAUUGAUUUUCAAUAAUUAUUU
Messenger RNA from Olea europaea var. sylvestris, 816 nucleotides. Its product is annotated as VQ motif-containing protein 20-like. The record is from RefSeq and is a predicted model, not a curated record. NCBI's taxonomy places the organism in Eukaryota, Viridiplantae, Streptophyta, Magnoliopsida, Lamiales, Oleaceae. Bases 81 to 671 code for a protein of 196 amino acids. The transcript has a single exon. Gene Ontology annotation, cellular component: nucleus.